AUGGAACGCAUCGGCCGGCAAAGCGAUACGCUCAAAGCUGUCUUCGGCGAGCCCCAGACCGAGCCGCCUCCCUACGCGUCUGCCCGCUCCUCCGUCGCCUCCUCCGGCCGCUCCUCCGUCUCCUCGGCCGCACACCUCUCCACUCCGCCGCGAUUGGGCUAUGCACAGAAUCACCACCUACCCAGCCUGGCCGUUCCCCGGGGCUCCCUCGUCCUCGUCACGGGCGCGAACAGCUUCCAAGGAAUGCACAUCGUCGCCCAACUCCUUGAGAAUGGCUACUUGGUUCGCGGAACGGUGCGAGACAGCAGCAAGGCUGCGUGGACGACUAAGUUCUUUACAGACCGAUACGGCGGCGCGCGAUACUCUGCUAUCGUCGUGCCGGACAUGGCGGUGCAGGGAGCGUUCGACACGGCCAUACGGGACUGCGCUGGUGUCAUCCACGUCGCUUCCGUGACCGACUUAUCCCCCGAUCCCAAUCUCGUCGUCACGCCUACCAUUGCCGGCGCGCUGAAUGCUCUCGAAGCUGCGGCGCGGGAGCCGAGGGUGGUGAGAUUUGUCUACACCAGCUCCGUUGCUGCUUCCAUUUCCCAUGCUCGUGGCGAGAGGUAUGAGAUCUCGAGUCAUACGUGGAAUAUGACGGAUUUCAAUGUUGCGUGGGCUGCGCCGCCGUAUGAGCGGGAGAGGGCGCUCUCUGUGCGGGGGAGUGCGAAGAUGCAGACCGAGGCGGCGAUAUGGAGGUGGCAUGAGGUCAACAAACCAACCUUUGUGCUCAAUACGGUCCUCCCCGACGUCCUCUGGGGCGAGGUCCUCGACCCUAAGAACCAAACACACCCCCUUUCCAUCGAGAUUCUCCAAGCAAUCUACAACAACGCCAUUCCCCCCGCAUACCCACCUUCCCACUUCGUCGACGUUCAAGACUCUGCGACCCUCCACCUCGCCGCCCUUCUGCUCCCCGACGUGCAAAGCCAGCGCAUCUUCGCCGUCGCCGCCGCGUGGAACAUGCACUCGCUCAUCCGAACUAUGCGUACACUUUUCCCGUAUCGCAAACUCGAGCGUGAUGUGCCCGAAGGGGGCGUGGAUCGCACGGUGUUCCGCGAGGCGGGCAAGGCGGAGGCGCUGUUGAGGAAGAUGGGGGCCAAGGGGUGGAUGGGGAUGGAGAGGAGUGUGGAGAGGACUUGUGUGGCGUUUCGGUGA
This is a messenger RNA of Neohortaea acidophila, 1194 nucleotides long. Its product is annotated as flavonol reductase. Gene Ontology annotation, molecular function: oxidoreductase activity, acting on the CH-OH group of donors, NAD or NADP as acceptor. The record is from RefSeq and is a predicted model, not a curated record. NCBI's taxonomy places the organism in Eukaryota, Fungi, Ascomycota, Dothideomycetes, Mycosphaerellales, Teratosphaeriaceae. The coding region runs from base 1 to 1194 and encodes 397 amino acids. The transcript has 4 exons.